AUGACCGCCAUCCCAGUCCACACCAAAGAGAGAGGGUCGGCACCCUCUAGCCUCCCGAGAACCCCUCGCUCUCUAGACACCAUCUCCCUAGACGUCGUCAUCCCUCCCCCGUCCCCCCUGCGUGUCGGCGCACGCGUAGUGAUCCACAGCCUCACCGGCUGCAGCCCCCAAGGCGCGCGAGGCCAAGCGGAGUACAACGCGGAGAGGACUGGAGUCGAAGGACCUAUCGUUGGAGUCCGGAGUAUGGAGCUGGCGGUGACAGAGUUCAUCGUUAAGAACGACAACCUGAACUCGACGACCAACUACGCUUACCUCACCAUACAACACCGCCAAGGAGUGACCGUCCAGCUGGAGGCGUGGCGCUGGGUUUGGCGUACCCUGUCCCUCCCUUUCCUCCACCACACGAGACACGUCCCGCUCGACCACGAAGCCGUCAUCACUCCACGGGAGUACAACAUCGAACGCGCCCUCGAGAACAGAGUCGACCGAAGGGAGGACGGGGCCUAG
Trametes versicolor FP-101664 SS1 is the source of this 507-nucleotide messenger RNA. RefSeq lists its product as uncharacterized. Lineage: Eukaryota; Fungi; Basidiomycota; Agaricomycetes; Polyporales; Polyporaceae. Bases 1 to 507 code for a protein of 168 amino acids. The record is from RefSeq and is a predicted model, not a curated record. The transcript has a single exon.